Molecule: messenger RNA, 4433 nt
Organism: Callorhinchus milii (elephant shark)
Lineage: Eukaryota; Metazoa; Chordata; Chondrichthyes; Chimaeriformes; Callorhinchidae
Gene: ints2
Product: integrator complex subunit 2
Exons: 24
Coding region: 296-3895 (1199 amino acids)
Biological process (GO): snRNA 3'-end processing
Cellular component (GO): integrator complex
Source: RefSeq, a predicted model, not a curated record
AUGGGAGGGGUGAAGGUGAAUUAAGGCACUUUGAAGGAGGUGAGGGAAGUUGUAUGGACUCCGGGAUGGGGAUCCAGAGAGUGGGACAUAGAGGUUGUAAGCCUGACCGCCGAUUAUAGGACAGGUACCUGAAAUAGUCUAGCCGCUGAACAAAGGAAGCAAGCGAGUUUGUCAGGUAAAAAUGCACAGAAAUGAGAUGUUUUGGACCUUUAUACAAUAGUUUGCUGGUGAUGGUUUAAAAACCAAAAUCUUCUACACAGUUGAAACAUUUCAGUGCUGGUUGAAAUGGGAUCUCAUGGGUUUUAUUUUUUGUUUAGGUAUUUUCACCAAAAUGUCAGAGUGUGCAUUUCUGCAGUUUGUGAGUUCCUUUGCAUUUGAAGCAAUGCAGAAGGUGGAUGUGGUAAAGCUGGCUGCUCUAAGUGAUCCCGAGCUGCGACUACUGUUGCCCUGCCUAGUGAGAAUGGCACUCUGUGCUCCAGCUGAUCAAAGCCAGGCUUGGGCACAGGACAAGAAACUCAUCCUUCGGCUCCUGUCCGGGGUCGAGGCUGUGAACUCCAUCGUGGCUUUGCUUUCAGUGGAUUUUCAUGCACUGGAACAGGACGCAACAAAAGAACAACAAUUGAGGCACAAGUUAGGUGGAGCAAAUGGAGAGAGUAUCUUGGUGUCACAGCUGCAACAUGGUCUGGCUUUAGAGUUCGAACACAGUGAUUCCCCUCGUCGCCUCCGUCUGGUACUGAGUGAAUUGCUCGCAAUCAUGAACAAGGUGUCUGAUUCCAAUGGAGAAUUUUUCAUGAAGUCUUCAGAAUUGUUUGAAAGCCCCGUUUACCUGGAUGAAGUUGCUGAUGUGCUCUGCAUCCUACAAGCAGAGCUUCCUUCACUACUGCCGAUCACAGACGUAGCCGAGUCCUUGUUGCACGUUCGGAAUGGGUCCUGGUUCUUGUGCUUGUUAGUUGCCAAUGUACCUGACAGUUUCAAUGAAGUUUGCAGGGGUUUAAUUAAGAAUGGUGAACGACAGGAUGAGGAAAGUAUUGGAGGUCGACGCAGAACAGAGGCGCUUCGCCAGUUGUGCAAGAUGAAUCCUACCCAGGCUCCAAAUAUCAGAGCCAUGGUGGUGGAGGAGUGUCACCUCCCAGGCCUCGGAGUGGCUUUGACAUUAGAUCAGUGUAAGAAUGAUGGAUCUGAAGAUCAGGUGACUGAUCUUGUCUCAUUUGUCAGCGGCUUAUUGCUUGGGACCAACGCAAAAGUGAGGACCUGGUUUGGAAUGUUCAUCCGCAAUGGCCAACAGCGGAAGCGAGAGAUGAGCAGCUCAGUACUGUGGCAGAUGAGACGGCAGUUGUUGCUGGAGCUGAUGGCUAUUCUUCCUACGGUCAGCAGCGGCCGUCUUGGGGAGGACACGGCAGAUACAGACAUGGAACCUAACAUAUCUGUGUACUCUGCACUGAAGGAAGAGAAUGUGGUGAAGGCCAGUGCACUCCUUCGACUCUACUGUGCACUCAUGGGAAUUGCUGGUCUCAAGCCAACCGACGAGGAAGCAGAGCAGCUCUUACAGUUGAUGACGAGCCGUCCACCAGCAACCCCAGCUGGGGUCCGCUUUGUCUCCCUCUCUUUCUGCAUGCUGUUGGCUUUUCCAAGCCUAGUCAGCACCCCUGAACAGGAGCAAAUGACUGUGAUGUGGUUGAGUUGGAUGAUCAGAGAGGAGGCGUAUUUUGAGAGCACUACAGGUGUGUCUGCAUCUUUUGGUGAGAUGCUGCUUUUGGUCGCAAUGUACUUCCACAGCAACCAGCUCAGUGCCAUCAUCGACUUGGUCUGCUCCACUCUGGGGAUGAAGAUCGCAAUUAAAGCAAGCUCACUGAACAGAAUGAAAACCAUCUUCACGCAGGAAAUCUUUACUGAACAAGUGGUAACAGCCCACGCUGUUCGAGUGCCUGUAACUGGUAACCUAAGUGCCACUAUCACUGGCUUCCUCCCAAUACAUUGUAUAUACCAACUACUGAGGAGUCGUGCUUUCACCAAACACAAGGUCUCCAUCAAGGAUUGGAUUUACAAGCAGAUGUGUGAAACAGUGACACCGCUGCACCCUCAGCUAAUUCCUCUGAUUGACGUUUACAUCAAUUCCAUCCUCACUCCAGCAUCCAAGGCUAACCCCGAAGCCACCAACCAACCCAUCACCGAGCAGGAGAUCAUCAAUGUAUUUAAUGGCCUUACCUGGGGAGAGAACAACCGAUUCCGACAACGACACAGUAUCACAGCACAACUCCUGGUCCUAUAUUAUACACUCUCAUAUGAGGAAAUCCUGUUAACUAAUACGAAACCAUUAGCAACAGCACAGAAGAAGCUCAAGUCCUACUCUUCAGCGUUAAUGGACCAAAUUCCAAUCAAAUACUUGAUUCGUCAAGCACAGGAGCGCCAACACGAACUAGGAGGCUUGCACUCCGCACUGCUGCGCCUGCUUGCUACAAACUACCCACAUCUAUGCAUGGUGGAUGACUGGAUGUGUGAGGAGGAGGUGACUGGCACGGAUGCUCUGUUGAGCAGGAUGUUAUUGACUAGUCAGGCCAAACAACACUCACCAACACAACUGCAAGAAGCUUUCCAAAUGGUCCCUGCCAAUCACACCCAACUGAUGCAGGUCUUGGAGGAUUUGACACUAUUAACAGCGAGCCAACUGAUCCCAUACGCUGAAGAAUUGAUGUCAGACUUGUACCGGCUGCUGGAGUCAGGUGUUCCCCAACGGAUCUUACAGACCGUCAACAAGCUCUGGAUGAUUCUCAAUACUGUAAUGCCGAGGAGGCUGUGGGUGAUGACUGUGAAUGCGUUGCAGCCGAAAGCCAAGCUGCUCAGACAGCAAAAGUACACUCAGAAUGACCUGAUGAUUGACCCGCUGAUUGUGUUGCGAUGUGAUCGUAGAGUGUACAGGUGCCCCUCUUUAAUGGACAUCACUCUGCACAUGCUAAAUGGCUAUCUUCUAGCUUCAAAGGCCUACCUGAAUGCUCAUCUGAAGGAAAACAUGGAGCUGGACAGCAAGCCAUACCAGAGCAAUAGCAUUGGGUUAAUGGGACAGCCAGAAGCCCCUGAGGUCACCAGAGAGGAAUUGAAAAAUGCCUUGUUCUCAGCACAGGACAGUGCGGCUGUUCAGAUUCUCCUAGAGAUUUGCUUACCUGCUGAGACGAGUGCUAAAGGUGCAGCCGGAUUCCGAAAGUCAUCUGAGGACAGUCAGGAGAAUUUGUUGAGCAAUCUCCGGGAGGUUCAGUGUCUUAUCUGCUGUCUUUUGCAUCAGAUGUUUAUUGCAGACCCUAACAUUGCCAAACUGGUUCACUUUCAGGGUUACCCCAGUGAAUUGCUGCCCUUGACAGUGGCUGGAAUACCCUCUAUGCACAUCUGUCUAGAUUUCAUCCCAGAGCUCUUGGCACAGCCUCAGCUGGAGAAACAGAUCUUCGCAAUCCAGCUGUUAUCCCACUUGUGUAUCCAGUAUGCCUUACCCAAAUCUCUCAGUGUUGCCCGUCUAUCUAUAAAUGUCAUGCAAACAAUCCUGACAGUGCUGACCCAAGCCAAGCGAUUUGCCUUCUUCAUGCCUACGUUGCCCUGUUUAGUAUCCUUCUGUCGAGCAUUUCCUCCGCUAUAUGAUGAUGUAACUUCAUUACUGAUCCAAAUUGGACAAGUUUGUGCCUCACAUGUUGCCACUCAGGCUCCGGAUAUUGACCCCAUCAUUACACGUCUCAAAUAUCUAAAAGAGAGAACAGAGGGGGGCAUUCAUCCCUGUCGAGAAGCAGCUUCAGAUCCGAUUAAGAAAGGGGAGCCUCCUGGGCCUGAGAGCGUCGACCCAGAGGUUCAGCUCUGCCAGUGUGUUGAAGCAACCUUUCUGGAAAUAAUAAAUACAGCUUCUAUUGGAGUAUAGAGGAAGGAGUGCUAAACACGAUCUGUGCUUGAAGAUCAAAAGUGUGGUGUAGCAGGGGCUGUCGAGAAGUGAAGGGGCAGUUGAGAAGUGACUGAAGCUGUAGUUCAGUACAAUCGGGGUGAACAUUCAGCUGAAGAAUGGAAUCAUUGGCUCCCUGUCCUGCCAGCACACAUGGACAGCAUUUGCAGCUGAGUUUUGAGCUGCAGCUUUGUCAAGAGCUGAACCCUGCAGAAAAGGGAUCACUUUUAUCUGUGUACAUUUUUCCAUGAUGUUGAUAUCCUUUUAUAUAUUAGAGCAUGUGCUGUAUCAGUUCAUUUCACUGGUAUACGAGUAUUUCUAGAUUUGUAGCGAUUGGAUCUAAAACGAGAUAUUCAUAACUGGAGUCACCGCCAAUAGUGGAGUCUCAAUGGUAACCUGUGUGCAUCACGCAAUAACCUUCUAAUAGGGGGAUUCUCGUGACGUGGUUCCAGUUACCAGCCAUACUUGUCCUUUGUGAAUAUCAUGCAUUUAAGACCCCAAAUAAAAUUAUUUUAUAUUC